ACAACCGACUCUUUCCUGGUCCGAGACGCUAUUGUCAACUGUCUUUGUCUGUCCCCAGUCCUGUCGUCUGUCUUUUCACUCUCACUGUCAAUAGUGUCAAUUGUCUAAUUUCUUUUCUAGAUUAUUUUGAUUGAAGUCCUUUUGUAGGUGUCCAUCAACAUGGGAGCCUACAAAUACAUUCAGGAACUAUAUCGCAAGAAACAGAGCGACGUACUUAGAUUCUUGCUUAGAAUUAGGGUAUGGCAAUAUAGGCAGUUGACCAAACUUCACAGGGCUCCCAGGUCCACUCGUCCUGAUAAAGCCCGUCGGUUGGGCUACAGGGCUAAACAAGGUUUUGUAAUCUUCCGAAUUCGUGUUCGCCGUGGAGGUCGUAAACGUCCUGUUCCAAAAGGUACCACAUAUGGUAAGCCAAAGAACCAUGGUGUGAACGAGCUCAAACCAGUAAGGAAUUUGCAAGCCAUUGCUGAGGAACGUGUAGGCAGAAGGUGUGGAGGUUUGAGAGUUCUCAACUCAUAUUGGGUAGCCCAGGACUCUUCCUACAAAUACUUUGAAGUUAUUUUAGUUGACCCAGCACACAAUGCCAUCCGUCGCGACCCGAAAAUCAACUGGAUAGUGAACGCCGUCCACAAGCACCGCGAACUCAGAGGCAAGACCUCGCUGGGCAAGUCUUCUCGAGGCUUGGGCAAGGGCCACAGGUACUCGCAGACGAAGGGCGGAUCGAGAAGGGCCGCCUGGCUGAGAAGGAACUCGCUGCAAUUGCGCAGGAAGCGAUAGAAUUUGUAUUUUUGGUAAAGAUUAAAACCUGUGAGGAGAGUUUUUGUCGUUUCAAUUGUCCUGCUACCUGUUUUGGAUCGGAAAUUACAACAUUACAUUUGAAACUUUCAGUUAUGUUACUGAAAGUUUCA
Messenger RNA from Phaedon cochleariae (mustard beetle), 905 nucleotides. Lineage: Eukaryota; Metazoa; Arthropoda; Insecta; Coleoptera; Chrysomelidae. The record is from the annotation of a GenBank genome assembly.